AUGUGAGAAUGGCAAAGCAGGAAAAUGAGGGAGGCCUGUCACGAACUUCAUUUCUUUCUGUUUUUGUUUCCGUUUUUUCAACGGAACAAACUCUUCUUUCUCCUCAUUUACUCACUCUAACCUCCACCUACCCCUUCUUUAUAUUUCUCUAUACCUUCCCUCUUCCAACUUUUCUCCUAUUUGGGACCUGCUCUCACUUUUUUCUUCACCCAAAUGGAUCAACAAAGUGAUUUUGCACUUACCCAGAUGAGGAAAUCUGUUCAGAACCUUGGUUCUUCUGCAGAGGGCUAUGGGGACCCUACACUGAUGAGAUUUUUGAUUUCUCGAUCAAUGGAGGUGGAAAAGGGUGCAAAGAUGUUUGUGCAGUGGCAAAAAUGGAGAGCUGACAUGGUGCCAAAUGGGUUCAUUUCAGAUUCUGAAAUUCGGGAUGAAUUGGAAACAAGAAAGAUCUUAUUGCAGGGCUUGUCUAAGGAUAAAUUUCCUGUGAUGAUUGUCCAAACAUGCAGACAUUUCCCUUCCAAGGAUCAGAUUCAAUUCAAGAAAUUUGUUGUAUAUCUUCUGGACAAGACAAUUGCAAGUGCUUUCAAAGGAAGGGAAGUAGGAAAUGAAAAGUUGAUUGGGAUUAUUGAUCUGAAGAAUAUUUCAUAUAAAAAUGUUGAUGCACGGGGGUUAAUCACAGGAUUUCAAUUUUUACAGGAUUACUACCCUGAACGUUUAGCAAAGUGCUAUAUUUUGCACAUGCCAUGGUUUUUUGUGGCUGUUUGGAAAUUAGUUUCUCGCUUCCUAGAGAAAGCUACACUAGAAAAGGUUGUGAUUGUAACCAAUGAGGAUGAGACAAGGGCGUUUAUAAGGGAGGUUGGUGAAGAGGUGCUCCCAGAAGAGUAUGGUGGAAAAGCUAAGCUUGUAGCUAUCCAGGAUGUUGAAUUGACACCAUUGGAAAAUGGAACAACAAAUUGAUUAAGGAGUCUUGUAGGGAAAAAAGUCUAACCUUGUAAUCUAUCAGGACUUCCUUUCCCAGAAACAUGUUUACUUUAUAAAACCUAAUUUUGUCGACAAAAAAAAAAAUCAUAAUUCAUCUCUUAUCCAUUCAAUUUCAAA
Cajanus cajan (pigeon pea) is the source of this 1098-nucleotide messenger RNA. RefSeq names its product Sec14p-like phosphatidylinositol transfer family protein. NCBI's taxonomy places the organism in Eukaryota, Viridiplantae, Streptophyta, Magnoliopsida, Fabales, Fabaceae. The record is from RefSeq and is a predicted model, not a curated record.